AGUGUGUGCAGCAGUUUCUGUUUCUAGGCAGAUAGCCAGCUUCCUUACAAGCUGUUGCCUGAAACACUUGCGGAAUUAGUUUUAAUCAACUUUGCUUUUACUUUUCAGUAAAAUGUCUGGAGCUGACGACUUUUCGUUGGCAGAUGCUUUACCAGAUCAGUCACCUGCUAAAGCCUCCAAAGUGAGCAACACGAAACCCAGUCAGCAACCUGGGCAGCCACCGCAAGGUUGGCCAGCUUCUAAUCCUUGGAACAACCCGAGUGCUCCACCAGCAGUGCCAUCUGGAUUGCCACCAAAUACGUCCGCCUCCAAUGUGCCGUUUGGCCCACCACCAACAGGAAUGUAUCCUUCAAUGCCCCCUGGACCACCUGCUCCAUUUCCUCCUCCUCCUACUGGACCCUCUUGCCCUCCUCCUACUGGUCCAUAUCCACCCCCAGCUGUUCCAGGUCCUGUCCCACCAGGGCAGUAUCCUCCACCAAAUAUGCCCUUUCCAGAGCUUCCAAGACCAUAUGGUGGUCCAACAGAGCCAGCUGCACCUCCUGCUCCUGUUGGGCCGUGGGGAUCCAUGCCCUCUGCAGCGUGGGGACCAACAAUGGGAGGGCAGUAUCCUGCACCUAGCAUGCCAUACCCACCCCCAGGGCCAUAUUCCACUCCCACCCAGACACCAGGGGCUGCACCCACAGUGCCAUGGGGUACUGUCCCACCUGGACCAUGGGGACCUUCACCACCAGGCCCGUUCCCUCCACCCACAGGAUCUUAUCCGGCUCCAGGACUGUACCCGACACCCCCUAAUCCUUUUCAAGUGCCGUCUGCUCCUGCUGGUGCUCCAUCAAUGCCUGGUGGCCCCCAUCCUUACCGUUGAACACAUGCUGGGCAACAAAGUACUGUAGCUUUCCACCUUCAUCUGAUAUUUACAGAGAUUUUUACAACUUUUGUUUCGGUAACGUUUGGGGUCGUGAAGAGCACUCGCCUCUUGUACGUGAAUGUUGAGGUAUGAAGGAGCACCCUGCAUAAAUUUAACUUGCUGGCAUCAUGUUUUGUUUUGUUCAAAUGACUUAAGAUGACCAAGCAGAAAAAUCGAUCCUGUGGUUCUUGGACAGAUGUUCUUGGGAGGGUGGGGGUGAGGGGGAAGCGGGAGUUGCCAAGUAAGGAUUAUAAAAUCAGGCCCAAAGAUUAACUAAAAUGUUUAAUCUUAAAUUUCAAUGACUGCUUUAAGUGUUGAUGCCAGAUUUGUGCUGGCCGUUAAAUGAAUGGAUCGUCAUAUGUUAUGUUGGAAUUUUCAGGUUCAUCCAAAAUGUCAAUAAAAGCAAUGUACUUCGAGAUUUUUAUUUUUUUUUUCCCCAAGAGGUCUAAUUUAAACAUGCUACAGUAACUCAGCAAACUAAGGAGGGACAGGGCAUGUGAAUUUGAAGGUGUUCUCAGCAUUUUGUAUAUACUCAUUCUCUGUCUGAGACUACAGCAGAGAAGCUCUAUAUUGAAAUACUUGGUCUGACUUGUGCGCACACCUGUUCAUACUCACCAACAGGCAUUUCUGUGCAAAUCAAGUACUUGGAUGUGCAGUUAAUUAACUUGGAAUGAACAAAUGUGAGGUUUGUGCAUGCAAACAAAGGUAUGAUUUUGCCACUCCCAAUUACGAAGUGGUGGCUAGAAGUUUGGCUUUGUCUGCAUAAGGAUAACUAAUUCCCACUGGAGUGUCAGUACUUACUUCCCUGUCUUGUAACCUGGGUCGUAAUUAUUUGAGAUUGACUUGGCUGCUGAGUUGUAUAAACUCUGCACAUUUUAUUCAUAAUCCCUGGAAACGAGGCCUGAGAUUAAGAGUACAAAUGACAAAAUGGCAAAAAAAUUGCUUCUUGCAUUGCACGUAGUCCUACUAGAUGCACCAGAUCUUGGGUUGCAUCUCGCUUCUGCCCUAUUUGGAAAUGAGCCAGUCUUGUCGGAGCUUCAGUAAAUGUGGUUUUGGGGUAGUCCUUUGUUCUGACCGAUGUGUAUAUUGUACCUCACUGAAUGACCUGAUACAGUUUGGGGCGAGCUGAACGACUAGAUGUCUGCGCUCUGCUGCAGAGCUGCCUUUCUCCUGAAUGGACGCUGCAGUCUGUUUCAUCCUCCUGCCAGUUCUCUUGGACAGAACAAACCUUUUUAGCUAUUUUUAGGGGACUAUUGCAACAGUAGUUUUGCAUCACACUGAGACUUGGGCGUUCUUAAAUUCAUGAUGGUACUUGAUGAGCUAGGCUUUGUUACCAUGGAAAAAACCAUGUUAUCCCAGCUGGGGAAAUCCUAACUCUACCUUGGUAGGUGGAAUUAAAAACAUAAGGGAAUUAGUGAUACUGAUGAUGGCUCGUUAGGAAUUCCCUUUGUAUUGUGGAUCUGUGAAAACAAGAUAAUUUUCUUUUCCCCUUCCUUGCCAUGGCCUCCUGCAUGCACGUAAUAAACUUAAAAAAAAAAUAAACUGGGUUGCCUGGUAGUGAGACUUGUUAGGCUGGCUUAACCUCCAUGGCAAUUGCAAAAGCCCUGGCAUCUUUUGCAGGGCAGAGCAGUCUGCUGCGGAGCUGCGGUCGUUCUAGCAUAUUGUCAUGAGGUCUGAUAGCCAGGAUAGAUCUGUCUAUAUUAGGAAGAAGAUAGUGGCACUGAACACAAUAAAGCAAAGGAUUGUCCCUAACACUUCAACAUAAAUCAUAGCAUUUUUGAGUCCUAGAAAUAAGAACCAGAAACUUUAUUUUUCUGUAAGAUUUUUUUCUCAUAAAUUUAGUGUGGGACGCUAUCCCUAUUAGAAUUGGAAUAAGAAAAAAUUCAAUUCGAGUGUAUUUGCCUAGAUUUCCCCACUACUAAUUAAUUCUAUAUCUGACUAUAAAUUGUGCAUUU
Molecule: messenger RNA, 2859 nt
Organism: Alligator sinensis (Chinese alligator)
Lineage: Eukaryota; Metazoa; Chordata; Crocodylia; Alligatoridae
Gene: MAPK1IP1L
Product: mitogen-activated protein kinase 1 interacting protein 1 like
Exons: 3
Coding region: 113-862 (249 amino acids)
Source: RefSeq, a predicted model, not a curated record